AUGGCGAGCACUGAUACCCCCGCGUCCGCCGCCCCGAUCGCGAUGAACUACUUCGCCAAAGCGCAGAGCGUCAAGCCGCCGCUGAUCGCGAACGAAAACGCCUUUCUCGGCGACGUGGCCUCCAGUGAUAAGAUCGACCCAGACAAGCCCAUCUCGGCUGGGUUCUAUCGCCUCGAGAAGGGGACGCCGCUCGUGUACGAAUACACGUAUCAUGAGGUGAAAGUCAUUGUCGAGGGCAGCUUCGACAUUAGCGACGAAGCGGGUAACAAGGUGCACGCGGUCCCUGGCGACGUCUUCUACUUCCCCAAGGGCUCCAAGAUCACCUUCACGACGGAUGACUACGGUCUCGGAUUCUAUUGCGGGCAGCGGGCUCGGAAUGGCGCAUAG
Durotheca rogersii is the source of this 387-nucleotide messenger RNA. RefSeq lists its product as uncharacterized. The transcript is spliced from 3 exons. NCBI's taxonomy places the organism in Eukaryota, Fungi, Ascomycota, Sordariomycetes, Xylariales, Xylariaceae. The coding region runs from base 1 to 387 and encodes 128 amino acids. The record is from RefSeq and is a predicted model, not a curated record.